Leishmania braziliensis MHOM/BR/75/M2904 is the source of this 918-nucleotide messenger RNA. RefSeq lists its product as hypothetical. Lineage: Eukaryota; Euglenozoa; Kinetoplastea; Trypanosomatida; Trypanosomatidae. Gene Ontology annotation, molecular function: protein binding. Gene Ontology annotation, cellular component: extracellular matrix. Bases 1 to 918 code for a protein of 305 amino acids. The transcript has a single exon. The record is from RefSeq and is a predicted model, not a curated record.
AUGGGCGGCGCUACUUCGAAGGACCGCUAUGACCGCGCCGUCUCCACCGGCAUUCUGACGCUCAACAAGCAGGAGGUCAAGUCUUGGCGGAGGCUUACCAAAGCUCUCAAGAGGCUUUCCACCCUGCGCACCAUGACGAUUACCCACAACCCUCUCCGUGACCCUGUCCCGUCUGCAUUCGCUGCCCUUUCUCUCUGGCGCACUCUGGUCAGUCUGGAUCUUUCCCACAACUGUCUCACUUGCGCGUGCGCUCUGGGGAGUGAGGCACCCUUGUCCAAGUCGCACGUUGAGGAGGCACUGGCACGCAUCACGAUGGCUCCCGCGAGCCACACUGUCUACGGCUUCCCACCGCUGCCUCUCGAGUCGCUCAACCUUUCAGGCAACGACUUGCACAUGUUGCCCCCGCUUCUCGCCGUUCGCUUUCCGCGCCUGCGCCGCUUCGUCUGCACGGACAACAAGACGGCACUCAACAUUCCGUUGUCACUGGCGCGGUGCAUUGGCGCCAGUAAGAGCCUUGAGGUGGUCGCACUCCAACGUGACCGACUGAAGACCUUCAUUGUCGCUGACGACACCGUUAACAAUCCGUUCCCGGCGUUGCGAGAGAUUCUUCUUGAUCAGAAUCACUUGGGCGGGACUGUCAACUUGGGGUUUGCAGCAGACAAGGAAGCUCCGAUGCUGCCAUCACUGAGACGGAUUAGCUUAGAUGAUCAGACUGGAGCAGAACCGCUUCGCCACAUCCACGCGACCAUUUUCGCGCACUGCCCAGGCCUCACCUCUUUCACUUUCCAUGGCAACUGCAACGAGGCGGAACUCCAUGAUUCCCUUCUGCAGUCAGACGUCUACCGCAGCUGGCAGGUACGCAUGAAAGAUGUAGUUGACAAGAAGCUGCACGCUGGUGGCCGAGCUGAGCUCAUUUGA